AUGGGCCCGGGAUGGUGGUCUAGGCCCAUGGUCUGGGCGUUCAAAUGUGGGCCCGGGCCAAGCUCGCUUGGUACAGGAAUAUCCAAGGGGCCCGACCCUAGUGCGGUUCUAGGCCCGGACGGUGUUCGGGAUGGUGAUCUAGGACAGUUGUUCGGGAGAAUUAAUCAUGAAAAAGCAAGAACUGAUCGAAAGGUCAAGGUAGAGAGAACAUUGAUAAUUACAGCUAUCAUAGUCGGAUUAGUUGGUGGCAUGUUUCUAGUUGGCUUUUACAUUUGCAAGAGGAGAUACUCAUAUGAGACAAUCGAAAGCCAAAAUGAUGACUUGGAGCUUCCAUUAUUUGACCUACAUACAAUAGAUACUGCCACUAAUUAUUUUUCAAAGAAUAAUAAACUUGGAGAGGGUGGUUUUGGACCUGUAUACAAAGGUACGCUGGAAGGAGGCCAAGAAAUUGCUGUGAAGAGGCUAUCAAUGUCUUCUGGACAAGGAGUCGAUGAGUUCAAAAAUGAAAUUAAGUUAAUUGCUAAGCUUCAACAUCGAAAUCUUGUAAAGAUAUUUGGUUAUUUCAUUGAUAGGGAAAUGAAACUAUUGAUUUAUGAGUACAUGUCUAACAAAAGCCUUGACUAUUUCAUUUUUGAUGAAAGGAAACACAAUCUAUUAGAAUGGCCUACGCGCUUCCAGAUUGUUUGUGGAAUUGCCAAGGGGCUUCUCUAUCUUCAUCAUGAUUCUAGAUUGAGAAUUAUACAUCGAGAUCUCAAAGCUAGUAAUAUUUUACUUGAUGAGGACAUGAAUCCCAAAAUUUCAGACUUUGGCUUGGCUAGAACUUUUGGUGGAGACCAAAUAGAAGGAAACACAAACAAAAUAGUUGGAACUUAUGGUUAUUUGGCUCCAAAAUAUUCUUCCAAUGGCUUAUUCUCAACAAAAUCUGACGUAUUUAGCUUUGUCACAUUGAUGCUUGAAAUUGUAAGUGGAAAGAAAAGUAGAGGCCUGUACGAUGAAGAUAGCAUUCUUAACCUCACUAGAUUGGCAUGGACUUUGAUGAAAGAAGGCAACACAUUUAUGUUUAUUGAUAAGUGCUUGUUAAGAGAUCCAAACGACAACAUGGAAGAAGCAUUGCGUUGCACCCACAUUGGUCUCUUGUGUGUGCAACAAAAACCUAUUGAUAGGCCUAAUAUGUCUUCUGUUAUUCUAAUGUUGAGCGGUGAGAAAGUGUUGCCUCAACCCAAACCACCAGCCUAUUUCACCAACACAGAUUUGUGGGAGAGAUAUCAUUCCUUCUUUUCUAAGGCACCAUCAUGCAAUACAAGCAUAACAGUUGUUGAGGUGCGAUGA
Molecule: messenger RNA, 1329 nt
Organism: Humulus lupulus (European hop)
Lineage: Eukaryota; Viridiplantae; Streptophyta; Magnoliopsida; Rosales; Cannabaceae
Product: G-type lectin S-receptor-like serine/threonine-protein kinase At4g27290
Exons: 7
Coding region: 1-1329 (442 amino acids)
Biological process (GO): protein phosphorylation
Molecular function (GO): ATP binding; protein kinase activity
Source: RefSeq, a predicted model, not a curated record